UUCUCAUUCGUACACGCAACUUCCAUCGUAGGGACUGCAAAUAUCGGCCACUGCGCAAAUGCUCCUAGCUUCCUAGUUUUGCAGGGUGACGUGGCCACAGUUUAUAUUUCGAUCUUGCCUUGAAAGCAUCGUGCAAUAUAAAACUACCAAUUAAAAAUGCGUGAGUGUAUUUCUGUCCAUGUUGGCCAAGCCGGCGUCCAAAUUGGCAACGCCUGUUGGGAGUUGUAUUGCCUCGAGCAUGGCAUCCAACCCGACGGACAGAUGCCUUCUGAUAAGACCAUCGGAGGUGGCGAUGAUAGCUUCAACACUUUCUUUUCUGAAACCGGCGCUGGAAAACACGUUCCACGCGCAAUUUUCGUCGAUUUGGAACCUACCGUGGUCGAUGAGGUCCGUACCGGAACUUAUCGCCAACUUUUUCAUCCGGAACAACUUAUUACUGGAAAAGAAGAUGCUGCAAAUAACUACGCUCGUGGACACUACACCAUUGGCAAGGAGAUCGUUGACCUGGUGUUGGAUCGCACUCGCAAACUAGCUGACCAAUGUUCAGGUCUGCAAGGAUUUUUGAUUUUCCAUUCCUUUGGCGGUGGUACUGGCUCCGGUUUCACUUCUUUGUUGAUGGAACGUUUGUCUGUUGACUAUGGCAAGAAGUCUAAACUGGAAUUUGCAAUCUACCCGGCCCCUCAGGUUUCUACUGCUGUUGUUGAACCAUACAAUUCUAUCCUAACAACCCAUACAACUUUGGAGCAUUCGGACUGCGCGUUUAUGGUUGACAACGAAGCCAUCUACGACAUCUGUCGCAGGAACUUGGAUAUUGAGCGCCCAACCUACACCAACUUAAACAGGCUGAUUGGUCAGAUUGUUUCUUCAAUCACGGCUUCUCUUCGAUUCGACGGAGCUCUUAACGUGGAUCUCACCGAGUUCCAAACCAACUUGGUGCCGUACCCACGAAUUCAUUUCCCGUUGGUCACUUAUGCGCCUGUGAUCUCUGCGGAGAAAGCCUACCACGAGCAACUAUCAGUUGGGGAAAUUACCAACUCCUGUUUCGAGCCAUCUAACCAGAUGGUCAAGUGCGAUCCUCGGCAUGGUAAAUACAUGGCUUGCUGCAUGCUCUACCGAGGAGAUGUGGUACCCAAAGAUGUCAACGCCGCCAUUGCGACUAUUAAGACCAAGCGCAGCAUUCAGUUUGUUGACUGGUGCCCAACCGGAUUUAAGGUGGGCAUCAACUACCAACCACCAACUGUUGUACCUGGUGGAGAUCUUGCUAAAGUUCAAAGGGCCGUGUGCAUGUUGUCUAACACUACGGCUAUUGCUGAAGCUUGGGCUAGGUUGGAUCAUAAGUUUGAUUUGAUGUAUGCCAAGAGAGCCUUUGUCCACUGGUAUGUUGGUGAGGGCAUGGAAGAAGGUGAAUUCUCCGAGGCCAGAGAGGAUUUAGCUGCCCUCGAAAAGGAUUACGAAGAAGUUGGUAUGGAUUCAGGAGAUGGCGAAGGAGAAGGCGCUGAUGAAUACUAAAUGUACGCUUUUGCAUUUGCAUAUGCACAUGAAAAAAUCAAUAAAUUGAAUUGAAACCUAAA
Molecule: messenger RNA, 1571 nt
Organism: Dalotia coriaria
Lineage: Eukaryota; Metazoa; Arthropoda; Insecta; Coleoptera; Staphylinidae
Product: tubulin alpha-1 chain-like
Exons: 2
Coding region: 157-1509 (450 amino acids)
Biological process (GO): microtubule cytoskeleton organization; mitotic cell cycle
Cellular component (GO): cytoplasm; microtubule
Molecular function (GO): GTP binding; structural constituent of cytoskeleton
Source: RefSeq, a predicted model, not a curated record